Lactuca saligna is the source of this 1673-nucleotide messenger RNA. The record is from the annotation of a GenBank genome assembly. NCBI's taxonomy places the organism in Eukaryota, Viridiplantae, Streptophyta, Magnoliopsida, Asterales, Asteraceae.
AACUUGUGCAGUCAAGUUAGGUUGCAUGAAGUUUACUCAAUAAAUUUAAAAACAUUAUUCCGCGAUUUCUUUAAAACCUUAGAUAUUUAGUUCAAACUUUCAAUCAUCUCAAAUUUGUCUUUAGCCAUGAUCUCUUCCACCUUCAACUUCUCAUCAACAGCAAUUUGGAAAACACUUGCAUUUUCAACAUUAAUCCUCAUCGUCCUAAUCAUUUUCUCGAACCAACCCAAUUCUCUACAGACCGAUAUCAUUCAUGUUGCAACUAAUCAGUCCUUCUUACCACUCAACACCACAAACAUUUCCCAUCUUGUUUUUGGACUUGUGGGGUCUACAAAAGCAUGGCGCUAUCGGAAAUCCUACAUCGAGUCAUGGUGGCGUCCAAACACCACCCGCGGAUACCUCUAUCUUGACAGGACCCCGACUGAUGAUCUCUUGCCAUGGUCACAGAAUUCUCCUCCUUUUCGUAUUUCUGAUGAUAAUUCAAAGUUAUUGGUAGAAACGAAGCAUGUUGCACCAAUCAUGGUGCGGAUGGUGCAUGCAGUUAUCGAGGUUUUUAGGGAAGAGAGAGAAGGGGUACGAUGGUACGUCAUGGGAGAUGAUGACUCGAUCUUUUUUGUUGACAAUUUGGUGGAUGAACUAUCGAAAUAUGAUCAUACUAAGUAUAUAUACAUUGGAGGUCAUUCAGAGAGUAUAAUCUCGAAUCAAGUUUACUCGUAUGACAUGGGAUUUGGUGGAGCUGGACUCAUAUUGAGUUAUCCGUUGGCAAAGAUGGUGCAACAAAAUAUUGAAGACUGUUUUAGAAGGUAUCCGUAUUUGAACAGUGCAGAUCUGAUUUUGAUGACUUGUGUGAAUGAUUUUGGAGUUUCAGUGACUCCUCAUCAAGGUCUUCAUCAGAUGGAUAUACGUGGAGAUGCAUCAGGAUUUCUAUCUGCCCAUCCAAGAGUUCCAUUACUUUCCCUUCAUCAUUUCGACCACAUAGAUCCUAUUUUUCACUCUAUGGAUCGAUUCGAAUCCACAAAUCAUCUCAUGAAAGCUGCAAAUGUCGAUCAACCUCGUUUGAUUCAACAAACCAUAUGUUACAAUAGAAAUUUGAAUUGGUCAUUUUCAGUUUCAUGGGGCUACUCGGUUCAUAUCUAUGAGAAACUCAUACCUCGUAGCAUCCUAAAGAUCCCACUUGAGACCUUCAAGCCAUGGAUACAAAAAGCCAAGCCACCUCUUUACAUAUUCAACACAAGAACACUUUCAAAUGACCCAUGUGCAACUCCUCAUGUAUUUUCAUUCGAGUCCAUAAAGAAUAUCAAUGAUUAUGAAAGUAAAAUCAUUACAAGUUAUACUCGCUUUGGUUCACGUGGGUUACCAACAUGUGGAUUCGCAAACAAUCAUUCUGUAGAUUCCGUUUCAAGAAUUAACGUUGUUUCACCGAAUAGAAAACCCAACCAAAAUGGGAAAACAGAAUGUUGCGAUGUACUUGAGAUUGAUGACAUGGGAGUCGCAAAGCUAAAUUUGAGGGAUUGCAUGAACGAUGAGUUAAUUGCAUGAGAUUAAGUUUUUCAGAACUAUAAUAUUCUAAUUGUGAAUUGUGAUCAAGUUUCUUUUAAUUUAACAUUAUCAAUGAACUUGAAGUUUGUAUUAAUUAAGCAUAUGUCAAAAACCUUCGUUGACUUUUUCUUGGG